Messenger RNA from Penicillium griseofulvum, 924 nucleotides. RefSeq names its product isoflavone reductase family protein. The record is from RefSeq and is a predicted model, not a curated record. Lineage: Eukaryota; Fungi; Ascomycota; Eurotiomycetes; Eurotiales; Aspergillaceae. Gene Ontology annotation, molecular function: oxidoreductase activity. The coding region runs from base 1 to 924 and encodes 307 amino acids. The transcript has 2 exons.
AUGCUCCGCACUGCUCCCAUACUCAACAUGUACUUCACAUUGGAUAAAAAUAUGUCAUCUGCUUCCCAAAAGGUCAUCAUUGUCGGCGCCACUGGGAAUCUGGGACCCCAUCUGGUGUCAGCUAUUGAUAGCGACCCCCAUUUCCAGGUUUCCAUCUUGUGUCGCGAUGCAUCGGACUGCAGUAAAAUCCCACAGCACAUUCCAGUCCACCGCGUCAAAAAGUAUGACGCAAACGACGCAAACCUUGUCGAAAUACUCACAGGACAAGAUGUGGUUAUCAGCGCGAUCGGCGCACAGGCUAUUUUGCAGCAAAAGCCAAUCAUUGAUGCCGCAGUAAAAGCUGGAGUGAAGCAUUUUGUGCCAUCGGAGUAUGGUCAUGAUACACGAAAUGAGCGGGCGGCGCAAUUGCUUCCCCCUUGGUUCUUCACCCACAAAAAGCAAAUUGUUGAGUAUUUACAGAGCAAGGAGGCCGAGGGAUUGAAGUGGACCGCUUUUGUGACUGGGCCAUUCUUCGAGACGAAAGCCGUGAUCUUGAAGCAGUAUGCUGAUCACCACUGGUCUACUACAACGCUUAGCACUGUUGCUCUCGCAGUCAAAAACGCCAUUUCAGCCCCCGUCGAAAUUGUCAACAAGUACGUGUUUGUCGAGUCUUUCAACGUAUCACAAAAUGAAAUUUUGUCUUCGGUGGAAAGUCUUACAAAGGCUAAAUGGGAUGUGAGAUAUCAUGAUGCCGAAGAGCAGAGACAGCUAGCAUCAGAGAAACUGUCUCGGCGGGACUAUAGUGGUCUCCCAACGCUCAUGGGGUACGUUACAUGUGUCGACGGGUAUGGCGGGGAUUAUAUGCAGUACGAGAAGAGCAUGAAUGACUUGCUAUCCUUGCCGCGGGAAAGUUUAGAUAGCGCCUUGAAGAAAAUGAUAAAAUGA